ACCUGAUUCAAAAGGAUGUAUUUCACUUUCUUGCUGGAUGUCAACAUGCAGUCUGAAGCCAAUAUCACAGUCCGAGAUGAUAUUGAUGACACCACCACCAAUAUGUACCAGUUGCUAUCAUACCCACUAAGCUUCCAGGUGUCGCUGACCUGCUUUCUCAUGUUAGAAAUUGUUUUAGGCCUUGGGAGCAAUCUAACCGUAUUGGUACUUUACUGCAUGAAAUCCAACUUAAUCAACUCAGUCAGCAAUAUCAUUACGAUGAAUCUUCAUGUUCUUGAUGUAAUAAUAUGCAUAGGAUGUAUUCCUUUAACUAUUGUUAUACUCUUACUACCACUGGAGAGCAACAAUGCUCUAAUCUGCUGCUUCCAUGAAGCUUGCGUAUCCUUCGCCAGCGUUUCAACAGCUGUUAAUGUUUUUGCCAUUACUUUGGAUCGCUAUGAUAUAUCUGUAAAGCCUGCAAACCGAAUACUAACCAUGGGCCGGGCGGUUAUAUUGAUGACAUCGACAUGGAUAGUUUCUUUUCUUUCUUUCCUAAUCCCAUUCCUCGAGGUCAGCUUCUUCAGUUUUCAAAGUGAAAACACUUGGAAGAAUAAGACCCUUUUAUGUGUUAGCACAAAUGAAUAUCACACCGAACUUGGGAUGUAUUAUCACUUGCUGGUGCAGAUUCCCAUUUUCUUUUUCACUAUCAUUGUGAUGUUAAUUACUUAUAGCAAGAUACUUCAAGCUCUUAACAUUCGGAUUGGCACAAGAUUUUCAGCAGCGCAAAAGAAAAAGGCAAGGAAGAAAAAGACUAUUUCACUGGCACCCCAGCAUGAGACAACUGAUGUCUCUCAAAGCAGUGGAGGCCGAAAUGUGGUGCUUGGCGUAAGGACUUCAGUGUCUGUGAUAAUUGCUUUACGCAGAGCAGUUAAAAGACAUAGAGAACGGAGAGAAAGACAGAAGAGGGUGUUCAGAAUGUCAUUAUUGAUUAUUUCAACCUUUCUCUUUUGUUGGACACCUCUUUCAAUUUUAAAUACCACCAUUUUAUGUAUGGGCCCAAGUGACCUUUUGGUAAAACUAAGACUGUGCUUUUUAGUUAUGGCCUAUGGAACUACUAUAUUUCAUCCACUGCUUUACGCAUUUACAAGGCAAAAAUUUCAAAAGGUCUUGAAAAGUAAAAUGAAGAAACGGGUUGUUUCUAUUGUGGAAGCAGACCCCAUGCCUAAUAAUGCUGUAAUACACAAUUCUUGGAUAGAACCGAAGAGAAGUAAAAAAAUAACCUUUGAGGACAGUGAAUCGAGACAGAAAUGUUUAGCACCUCAGGCUGUUACAGAUUAA
Messenger RNA from Bombina bombina (fire-bellied toad), 1317 nucleotides. RefSeq names its product G protein-coupled receptor 22 (gene GPR22). Gene Ontology annotation, biological process: G protein-coupled receptor signaling pathway. The record is from RefSeq and is a predicted model, not a curated record. The transcript has a single exon. Bases 16 to 1317 code for a protein of 433 amino acids. Gene Ontology annotation, molecular function: peptide binding; G protein-coupled receptor activity. Lineage: Eukaryota; Metazoa; Chordata; Amphibia; Anura; Bombinatoridae. Gene Ontology annotation, cellular component: membrane.